ACAGAAUGGAUGAUCUACUCUCUGAGAUAAAUCGGAAGCGUGCACAUGUUGAAAGUAAGCCGGGACUACUUGUGAAUGGGAAAUUUUUCAAGCGAUCAGCCCUGGAAGAGAAAGAAAAAGAAGAGUAUCUUUCCAAAUAUCAGGCAUACAAACAAUCACAGUCAUCUUCAGCACAAUCUGCGGUCGAAAACAUUGAUCAGCUGGCCGAAAAAACUUCUGAAAAAAUUGCAAUAAGUAGCAAUGAAAUAAUUUUGCGUUUGAGAAAACGUAGUCAGCCGAUUAAAUUAUUCGGUGAAACAGAUUUAAUGACGUAUCAGCGGUUACGAAAAUUAGAACUUACUGAUCCUGAUUUAUUAGAUAAUGGACGGAAAAAUGAUAUGCAAAUCUUGAUGGAGAAAAUGGAACAUGAGUCGCAUUCCAACCUGGCUAAAGAUGCCGGCUCCCAAGAUGCUCAUGACGUGAAGGUCAAACCAUCUGGAAUUAAUUUUGAAGAGUUAGCCGAAAAAGGCCUCAAAUUAGCCCAAAUUGACUAUCAUUAUGAUAUGAACGUAAUUCUAAAGUUUUGCCAAUUGAUGUUGCAACUUUGGGGACAAGACUUGAAUGGCCGAACAACUGCAGUGAAAAAGUCUCAACAAGGUAGGCUGGAGGCGGCAAGGUAUUUGCAAACAGUCGAUUAUAUGCGACCGAUGAUGAGGCAGUUGAAGUCCAAUUCAAUGGAAGAAGAUAUUCUCGAUUCACUGGCUAGUGUUGUCUAUUGGACCUUGAAGAAAGAGUACAUCAAAGCUAGCGACAGUUACCUCCAAAUGGCGAUUGGCAAUGCUCCGUGGCCAAUAGGAGUAACAAUGCAUGGUAUCCACGCCCGACCUGGAAAAGACAAGCUUGCCACUAAAAGUAUAGCCCAUGUACUUAACGAUGAGGAGCAGCGAAAAUAUAUACAGGCUUUCAAAAGACUAAUUACAUUUUGCCAAAAGAUAUACUCUACUGAUCCCUCCAGAAGCGUUGAAUUCAAUGCUUGAAAUUUCAGUUUAGUAGCGUAAAUUAGUAUAAAUCAUUGAAAAGAAGAGUUUUAUCUGAGCUACAAAUUCCUUUUUGUGACCGGACUAAGAAGCGAACUAUAGCAAUUCAAUAGCAGCGUUGUAUUAUGAGGCCAUUUCUUGGCUGUUGAAACUUUGCAGCUUUGAAGAUUUUGUAGAGCUUGUGCCAAAUAACACGCACAGUACGGAAACUUUGAAGACCUUUUACAUAUGUCUGAUGUUGAGAAUGGAGAUCGGAGGUCCCCAGUUUAGGAGGGAGGACCCCCGUUUACUGCUCUGACACUCGUCUGGUUUUUCCUGAUUCGAAUCUCAUUUCCCGUGAAACCCUCAGCGGCAGAAGGAGAGAAGACGCGUUCUCCAUUUUGAGAAAUUUUCAUGCAUUGACGGUUUCAAUCCUUAGUUCUUAUAACCGGAGUUUUUGCAAUUAAAAAGAUUAUAGAGCCAUUUGGCCCGAUUUUACAUGUGGAGAUUUGUUGUAAAUGUACGGGUCAAAGCAGUUUUGGUGUAAAGCUUUUUUCAGAAGUGGCUUGUAUUCUUUUAGAUCAAUUGAUUUCGUUUUUGU
This is a messenger RNA of Symsagittifera roscoffensis, 1596 nucleotides long. Its product is annotated as pre-mRNA-splicing factor 18-like. Lineage: Eukaryota; Metazoa; Xenacoelomorpha; Acoela; Convolutidae. Gene Ontology annotation, cellular component: U2-type post-spliceosomal complex; U5 snRNP; U4/U6 x U5 tri-snRNP complex. Bases 6 to 1016 code for a protein of 336 amino acids. The record is from RefSeq and is a predicted model, not a curated record. The transcript has a single exon. Gene Ontology annotation, biological process: RNA splicing; generation of catalytic spliceosome for second transesterification step.